GUGGCUGAAGAGAUGAUGGGCAAGAAGGGAACGCCACAACCAUAUUGCACAGCCACUAUUCAGAGGGAGGCAGCCAUACACAUUGGCCUAAUUCACCCUGCGACGACGACAGAACAAUACCGACCUCGUACUCGAUAUUACAGAUCAAUGUAACAUCCAGUGCUAUAUUCUGACGCCUUCAUAAAAUGGAGAGCCAGAGUGCAGACGUUCCAGCCCUCGUCCUCUCAGAUCAGGAGAAGAAAGUCCUCGAGCUUCACGAUAGGCUAGAACAGCUCCAGCUGGAGAUCGCAUUGAUAAAAGCACAGAAGAAUUACGUUCCUGAUACAGCUUCAGACCGCACCGUAGAGGUAGCGCAGCAAGAGCUCUUGGAAUCCCGGGCUAGAUACACGUUGCGCAACGAGGUUGUCGCGAGCGUGCUGAGCGCGAAUCCCAUAUUACAGGCCGUGCACAACGGUACGAACGCGUCGCCUGUAGAAAGAGAUCUUCUCCCCCUGAUCACCGACCGGGAUUCAACAUCUACUACACUUGCAUCCCAAACUACAGAGCUACACUCUCUACUUUCGGACCUGACGGACGUCGAGAGCCGGUCCCUGCGUCUAACCCGAGAGAACGUCGCGCUAGCGGACCGCCUCCUCGAACUCGCGAAGCAGACAGAGAAGGGCACAUCCGAGCUUCUCCCUGAGGACUCGGAAUACGCGGCUGAGAUCGCGGCGUUAGAAGCCGAGGUGAAAACCAGCCGGCAGAGAUGGCAGGUCCUCAAAGGCACGGCGAGCGCGAUCGUGGCGGGUAGUGGUGUUGAUUGGGCGAGUGAUGCAGGUCUAAGAGAGAUGGUGCUCGAUCCAAUAGAGGAAGACAUUUAGGAAAAAAAAAAAAAAGAGCGAUGUCGAAGGGUUUAUGAAGGAAAGGAAUGUUUGCGUGCUGCUUUAAUGAUACCCCCCAGCCUAAGACUCCCUAUUAUGAGUCUGUACGUGCUGAUCUAAGUAUGGGAAGCCAUGAAAAUAUACCAAAGCUGAGUUUGAGCUCGAUGCGAGGAACUUCGAGGAACAUGUAAACAAAGCUUAUUCCUUUACAGGUGUUGAGAUAGUCGCUAUCACGUAAUUGUAGUAGAUAUUUUAGACAUGUGAUGAUGUAAUUCUAGGGGAAUGACCUACGCGUAUACUUCGUAGGUCCAGGAGGGGGGAAGACAUGUUUUGAUCAAUGCCAAAAGUUUCAGGAAGUAAGAGAGAAUA
Messenger RNA from Xylaria bambusicola, 1229 nucleotides. Its product is annotated as centromere protein H (CENP-H)-domain-containing protein. Lineage: Eukaryota; Fungi; Ascomycota; Sordariomycetes; Xylariales; Xylariaceae. Gene Ontology annotation, biological process: kinetochore assembly. Bases 186 to 860 code for a protein of 224 amino acids. The record is from RefSeq and is a predicted model, not a curated record. Gene Ontology annotation, cellular component: kinetochore. The transcript has 3 exons.